Solea senegalensis (Senegalese sole) is the source of this 1643-nucleotide messenger RNA. It is a transcript of the gene rpp14, whose product is annotated as ribonuclease P/MRP 14 subunit. The record is from RefSeq and is a predicted model, not a curated record. The transcript is spliced from 6 exons. Lineage: Eukaryota; Metazoa; Chordata; Actinopteri; Pleuronectiformes; Soleidae. Gene Ontology annotation, cellular component: ribonuclease P complex. The coding region runs from base 1257 to 1643 and encodes 128 amino acids. Gene Ontology annotation, biological process: tRNA 5'-leader removal.
GUCAGCUCAUAACCAAUUCAUGUUGAGAGAAGGCUGAAGGCUCACUCAAAAGACAUUCAAUCAACCCUUUUUACUGAGUAUCUAAAGAUAAAAAAAUAAUAAUUAACCUUUAUAUCAAACUAGAAUCAUUUUUAGGUUGAUAGAAAAGUAGGUAGGUGGAUUUUUUUAUUUUGUUAAAUAGCUCUCUGUUUAUAUAAUAAACAUUUAGAGCUCGUGCCAUGAUAGAAUAACACAAUGUUGCACAGGGGCUACACAGGAUAGUGGCAGCACUUUAUGCUUCAUAAGAAUCUCAAAAUAACACCCGUUGGAGUUAUUUAUUAUUUUUUGUUUUUUGUGGUAAUUUCGGUAGUUAAUAGAAUAGUUUAUUAUAGUGUAUUAAUUCACAUUAUAUGUAUAUGUUUUUGCUAAUAUGACUUUACUUGAAAUUUUUAGUUUUUGAUUAGUUUAUCUUCACUGCAAUGUUUGGAUUAGAUGCACCAGUGAGCACUAGCAGACACAUAAGUUUAAAGGCAGGAAGCUGGUUGGAGACUGCAGUACACCUGGGUGGCAGGCAUACAUGUUUUCUCCAAACCAGAAAAUGGAUUGGUUUGUUUGCUUUAUUGGACGAAAUAAACCACCAAGACCUCAGUAACCCAGCAUGGUCAUUCAGUAUUCUUUUGCCUGAGUCCACUACCUGCCCAGGGUGCGAUAGUAGUUGUUAUAUUUAGUCAAGUUUAUUAAGAUUUAUAGGCCACUGUAACAACUUAAACUUGUGCUAAUGAAAUGUUCUGAAGAAACCAUUCAUAGUUUUGUUUAAAGGUACCAUCUCUGUUACCUUAGAAAAUUAAUGGUUGAAUGAUUCUGGAGAUAUAACCACAGACAACCCAUCACCAGAGAUAGACUUGUGUCUGCUGGAUCUCAAGAAUGCAGGAAAAAGGACGUUAACAGACACACUCCGAAGCAGGAGGUGGCGCUAAUGCGCUCUCCAUGCCACGCACCUUUAAAAUAAAGAAGAAGGGCUAUCCGUAGGGACUACCUAAUGUCGGGGCAGAUAGUGAGGGAAAUACUUCUCGUGUUGGUUAAAAAUAGUUAAAACGUGCGACCCUUUGUUCACCUGUUUCUUCCUAAUAUCACUACAGAUAGAGCCAGGGUUGUUUAUUAGUUCACAUAACGGUUUGACCGUUUUGACCUGUUUGUUAGCUAGUUUAGCUUCAGGUGCUACAAACACGUGACACAAGUGGUUUGUGUUUUCCUAGGUCAGCUGAUGCUUUUAUAUCAUGAAUGUUGAUGAGAAGGACGGAUCUGGUGUUUACCAACGGGUUGUCCUAAAGAACAGCUCACCUUACCACUACUUGAAAGUCUGCCUUGUUCUUGAGGAUGAGCUCACCAGACUGAGUGCAGUAGAACUGAAGCACUUCAUCAUCACAGGCCUGAAAAACCUUUAUGGAGAGGUGGGAGCAGCUUUAUCUUUUGACCUGUUGAAGUAUGAUGAAGACACCCUCACUGCACUUUUGCGUGUUUACAGCAGGGGUUUGGUGAAGCUGUGGAGCUCUCUGACUCUGCUGGGUUCCUACCAGAACCAGGCCUGUGCCUUCAGAGUGCUUCAGGUGUCUCCGUUCCUGCUGGCACUGACGGGAAACAGUCGAGAGCUGCACCUGGACUGA